AUGGCGCCAACGGGAGAUGGGGUGCGCCUGCCCUCCCUGGGGACUUCCGCCUCUGCGGUGACACUGCCGAAGCAAGGCGAUGCGGAAAUGCAACGAGCCACGAGCCAGACAGACCUGCGGUCGCAGUCCAAACCAGCCUGGCCCAGCACGAAGCCCAAGAGCGGGCUCGUGUCCGUGAAGUUCCGCGGGGAUCAUGGAAUCUCCUUCGAGGGCACCCGGGUGUCGCACUCGGUCCUCCAGGCCUGGAUGCUCGGUGUGCGACCAGGGUGGACAGUGUUGUCCAUCGAGGGUCAAUCCGUCCGUACGAAGGAGGAGAUCGAAGAGGCCCUCACUGCCGCAGCGGAUCAAGAGAAGCGGUAUGUCGUGUGCUUUGAGAAAGGCCAAGGCAAGUUCGGCACAGAGGCAAAAGAGAAGGCCGAGCGCGAGAAGCGGCAGCUGGCCAAGCUUCGAAAAGAGUUCCGCUACCAGGGCCGAAUCGACAAGGCAGAACAUCGUGGUACCACAGUUUCACAGCUCGAAAGAGUCUGCGCCUGCUUGGAGGAGAAUUGCUCCGCAUGGACAGAUCACCUACCAGCAAAGAUGUCCAAGACAUCCGGGCAGCCGCUACGAAUCGACUUCCUUAACUUUUACCACCUCAGCAAGUAUCUCCUCCUACCCAUGACGCAGCCUCUCGGCUGCACUGAGUCGCUGACCAUGGGAUAA
This is a messenger RNA of Symbiodinium sp. CCMP2592, 702 nucleotides long. NCBI's taxonomy places the organism in Eukaryota, Dinophyceae, Suessiales, Symbiodiniaceae. The record is from the annotation of a GenBank genome assembly.